AUGACGCCUCGGGGUGCGAUGCUCUCCUUCCCUUAUAAAUACCCCUCUCGCGUCUCAUUUUCUCCACUCUUCAUCCGGUUCAGGCUUUCCAGAGAUCAGAAAGGGAAGGCGGUGGCGAGAGCGACCGAAUCGAGUCAUGCACGUGUCGUCGAGUCGAACUCUCCUUCUGAUUUCGAGACGAUUCAUCGUGAAGCCAUGAUCGAUACAGAAAAUAUGGAUACGCCUCAGCGAGUCCUUGUUGCUGAGUCGACACGUCAACUCCGCGAGGAGAGAGAGAAUGCUACAUUAAUUACGAGAGACGGUCAAGGUGGGGCGAGUGAAGGAGAGACUUCUCUCCCUGACUUCGUUCCGUGUUGUUAUCAUCCCGGGGGGAUUUUCGAGGACCUCCCGGCUUUGGCUCCGGAACUGAUGUGUUCUCCUAUCGUGGAAGGACAAACGUGGGGGAACGUCGUGGAGACUCGUUCGAGUCCUAGCAGCGUGAAAGUUAUGCUGAGAGAGUGCGGAGGAGUCGGAGUGACUUUCUUAAUCCCGACGAAAUCCCCGAGGCCGUGGUCCCCUCCAUUGGGAUUUCAGUGUGUAUACGAGUCAUACUUUCAGAACAAGACCAAGCUCUGGUUUACAAUUCCUCGACUCGUCACAUCCUAUGCGAGACGUCGUGACGCAGCGAUGAGCCAGUUCUUGAAUGGUGCGUUCCGUAUUUUGGUAGCGUUGAUGGUGGCGGCAGAGGAGAUCAAUGUCUCGAUGAGCGUGCAGACUCUUGAAGAGCUGACCUACGUUAAGUCGAUGGGGGAUGGAUUGUACUCAAUUCAGAUGAGGCCUAACUACAAUGUGAUUGUCGACCACCCCAGCAGGACGAACAAUUGGCAGCACUUCUAUUUUUACGUCAACUUAUCGACUGUUUCUUUCUUUCAUUUCCUGACGAGUCCUCGUUUGGUUGCAGUCGAUCACCCAGAUUCGGCCUCCUAUCCCGAAGAGUUCAUUGCUAACGCUCGUGCCGUCGCGUCGCUUGCUCAAGUAAGUUGGAAAGACAUCACCGUUGAGAGGAUUCGAAGAGCCGUCGACAGGAUCUCAAAGAAGCAGAAGGUGAUCAACGCAGCUAGAGAGAUGAAGGAACUUCCGGACUUGAGCGCACUAAUCAAGAAGAAGCUGAGUGGAGCGAAAAAGACGUCUUUUGCGACUCCUAGUGAGACGACUCCUGGUGAGAUGACUCCUUCCGGGCCUCCCCCUCUCGCUAUUUCCCCGGGACCGUCUGUAGACCCAGUUAAUAUCGAGUACUCGAGGGAAGACCUCGUGCAGUCUUGUGAACGAGAGACUGCUGAACCGUCGGUGACAGAUGGUAACAAGAAGAAAAGGUCCGCUCCUGAAUCCUCUGCUUCAGUCGACGCCCGCGCGAGGACGGGGUCUGACAAACCUCCGAAGAAGAAGAAGAAGAAAGAGAAGAAAAAGAGGAAGAAGUUUAUUGAGGGGCAGUCAGAACCUAUCGGGGACGCUGAGGGUCACAAACCUGUUGUUCAUGAGGGCUCUUCUCGUGAUGCUGCGACUCGAGCUGUCAUUGAGUCGAGCGGUGGCGCCAAGGAUAUGCCUCCAGUUAAAGAUCUCAUCUUCAAAGACGCAUAUGUUGAUGCAGCGAGGACCAAGGUUUUGAGCGAUGGGAGCAUGAACUACGUCGUUGAGUUGUACGACACAACCCUUAAAGAGACCAUCUCCAAGCUGAAGCAAUCUGACAGACUCGUGCGAGCGAAGGACACGGCUCUCAACCGCAAGACGAGUGAAUUCAGGGCAGCGAUCGACAAGGCCGCAGCGGAGCAGAGUCGGUUACUCGCAGAAAAGAAAGCUCAGAAGGAGAAGUUUAUGGAGAAGUUCGGGGAGCUGAAGGACAAAUUCAAAACUGCCGGCGAGAAGAUCAGAAGAUUCGAACGAGAGAAGGCUGCUUUGGAAAAAGAGAAAACUGCUUUGAAAAAAGAGAAAACUGCUUUGGAGGCAGUAGCGGCCCUGAAGGGAAGCGGCAGAAGCAUUGGCGUCCGGCCCUAG
Messenger RNA from Brassica oleracea var. oleracea, 2031 nucleotides. RefSeq lists its product as uncharacterized. The coding region runs from base 1 to 2031 and encodes 676 amino acids. The transcript is spliced from 6 exons. The record is from RefSeq and is a predicted model, not a curated record. NCBI's taxonomy places the organism in Eukaryota, Viridiplantae, Streptophyta, Magnoliopsida, Brassicales, Brassicaceae.